UGCCACGGGAUGUUCCGCUGGUCACCUGCCUCUAGAAAGGAGUCUUUCGCGAGGGAGACAGACGCUCGCGGGCCCCGGUGGCUCGACCCUCGCGGACGGCGCGAGCGUGGUGGCGCGCGUGGUCCGCGGCUCAGCGUUUUCUUCUUUGACGCCGAGGGGAAGAGGAGGGGGGCUCCGCGGCGCGGCGCUCGACGCGGGUUUUAUGAAAAAAAGGAGAACCGCGGACGCACUGGCCAAGUGACAUCGGUUCAUGCAUGGCACCGCCAUGGAGGAAAUUCCGUUCGAGGAUGCCAAAGCCCGCAAAAAGCCGGGUCGCUGUCCGUUCGGAACCGGCGUUAAUUCGGUCGCCUGCGAGGACGAGUUCGACUGCAAGGAGCUGGAGUCGCUCUUCCAGAUUUACAACCUGAAACUGGAGCAGACGUCCACGCUGAAGGCGCUCGCGAUGCUGAUCGUGACAGCGGCAACUUUGGCCGUGCUGGAACUGGUGUCCGGCCCCAGUCUGACCGUGACCAAGGGCUCGCACCCGCUGCACUGCGUGAUAUUCGUGUCCCUUUUCAUAGUAACCAACGUCAAGUACCUGCAGGUGACCCAGCUGCAGCAGAUCGUCAGGCUCACCCUGCUGUUUUGCUUCACUUUCUCCCUGCUGUGCUGCCCCUUCGCUGUAGGGGGACAUGGAGCGCCUCGCGCCUUAUCCCCGGACCAGGGCAUGUGGCAGAUUAUGCUCGUGACAUUCGUCGCCUAUUCCCUGCUCCCCGUGAGGACCCUGCUGGCCAUACUCUUUGGGAUUAUGGUUGCCGUUUCCCAUUUAAUCGUGGCAGGGACGUCGGUCACAUCAGCCAAAAGACACAGACUGUUGAGGGCGUUGGGUGCAAAUGCCGUGCUCUUCGUCAGCGUCAAUCUUUCCGGAGCCUUUGUGAGGAUUCUCACAGAGAGAGCCCAAAGGAAAGCCUUCCUGCAGGCCCGCAGCUGCAUCGAGGAGCGGUUGAGGCUCGAAGAUGAAAAUGAGAAACAGGAACGCCUCCUGAUGAGUCUGCUUCCCAGAAACGUGGCUAUGGAGAUGAAGGAGGACUUUCUGAAGCCCCCGGAGAGGAUCUUUCACAAGAUCUACAUCCAGAGGCAUGACAACGUCAGCAUCCUCUUUGCGGACAUUGUGGGUUUCACAAGUCUUGCAUCCCAGUGCACAGCACAGGAGCUUGUCAAGUUGCUCAAUGAACUCUUUGGCAAGUUUGAUGAGCUGGCAACGGAGAACCACUGCAGACGAAUCAAGAUCCUAGGAGAUUGUUACUACUGCGUGUCUGGUCUGACCCAGCCCAAGACGGACCAUGCCCACUGCUGCGUAGAGAUGGGGCUAGACAUGAUUGACACUAUCACGUCGGUUGCCGAGGCGACCGAGGUAGACCUGAACAUGCGUGUGGGUCUGCACACAGGCAGGGUCCUCUGCGGGGUGCUGGGCCUGCGCAAGUGGCAGUAUGACGUUUGGUCCAACGAUGUGACCCUGGCCAAUGUAAUGGAGGCGGGGGGCUUACCGGGGAAGGUGCACAUCACCAGGGCCACCCUGGAGUGCCUUAACGGAGACUAUGAGGUGGAACCAGGCCACGGCCACCAGAGGCAUGUCUUCCUUCAGAAACACCACAUAGAGACUUUCUUCGUAGUGCCCUCACACCGACGAAAGAUAUUCCCCGGAUUAAUUUUGUCCGACAUCAAACCCGCCAAAAGGAUGAAGUUUAAGACAGUGUGCUACCUGCUGGUGCAGCUCAUGCAGUGCCGGAAGAUGUUCAAGGCAGAGAUCCCCUUCUCCAACGUCAUGACCUGCGUGGAUGACGACAAGAGGAGGGCGCUGCGCACAGCAUCCGAGAAAGUGAGAAGCCGCACGUCUUUCUCCGCCGGUGUGGCCCAGCAUUCUCCUGGCACGCGGGUCAACCGCUACAUUGGUCGCCUCAUCGAGGCACGCCAGACUGAGUCAGAGGUAGCCGAUCUGUGGCCCGUCACCUUGACAUACCGACGUCCCGAGCAGGAGAGGAAGUACCACCAGAUCCCCGACGAGCACUUCACUACUGCCGUCGUCCUGUCCCUGGUCCUCUCAACCUUGCUGGCCCUCGUCUACCUGCUGACUGUUCCACUGGGCACCGUUGUACUGGUCCUGCUGGUGUUCUGCUUGUGCUUCCAUCUCACUUCCAUUAUGUACCUGUAUGUCACUCGUGCACAGUGUCUCCCAGGCUGCUUGACCAUCAGGAUCCGAACAGCACUGUGCAUCUUCAUUGUGCUCUUGAGCUACGCUGUGGCUCAGGGCUGUGUGAUUGGCUGCUUGGCAUGGGAGUGGAGCGGCAACUCCAGCGCUUCCAAAAUCCCCGUCGAACCCCAGAGGGUGAACAGCACCGUUCCAGAGGUGCCGUGCAACAACCCCCCCUACACCUUGCUCUCCUGUAUGGCAGGCAUCCUCACCCUUGCACUCUUCCUCCGGGUCUCUUCAGUGCCAAAGAUGGUCCUGCUCUUCUUCCUCAGUGUCUCCUACAUUACAGUCCUCGAGCUCAGCUGCUUACAAGAGCCCCUGGGGGGACUGUUUUACAGCUGGACCCAUGAGCCCAUCCUGACCAUGUUGCUUUUCUCUGGCACUCUUGCCCUGCACUCGCGGCAGCUGGACCUUAAACUGCGCCUGGACUAUCUCUGGGCAGCACAGGCCGAGGAAGAGCGAGAUGAUAUGGAAAGAGUCAAGCUGGACAACAAGAGAAUUCUCUUCAACCUUCUGCCGGCGCAUGUUGCACAGCACUUCCUGAUGUCCAACCCCAGGAACAUGGAUCUGUACUACCAGUCCUAUGCCCAGGUGGGCGUUCUCUUCGCCUCCAUCCCUAACUUUAAUGACUUCUACAUCGAACUGGAUGGCAACAACAUGGGUGUGGAGUGCUUACGAUUACUUAACGAGAUUAUUGCAGAUUUCGAUGAGCUCAUGGACAAGGAAUGCUACAAGGACAUCGAGAAGAUCAAAACCAUUGGCAGCACAUACAUGGCCGCUGUGGGUUUGGUGCCUACCACAGGAUCUAAGAACAGAAAGUCCGUCUCGUCCCAUCUGAGCACGCUGGCUGACUUUGCCAUCGAAAUGUUCGACGUGCUGGAUGACAUCAACUACCAGUCGUACAAUGACUUUGUUUUGAGAGUGGGCAUCAAUGUGGGUCCCGUGGUGGCAGGUGUCAUUGGGGCCCGGAGGCCCCAGUACGACAUCUGGGGGAAUACGGUCAACGUUGCCAGCCGCAUGGACAGCACCGGGGUCCAGGGUAAAAUUCAGGUUACGGAGGAAGUGUACCGCAUGCUGAAGGGCACUUAUGAACUGGUGUGCCGUGGAAAAGUCAGCGUGAAGGGCAAAGGGGAGAUGCUGACGUAUUUCCUGGAGGGGAAGUGUCCUGACUCCGGCUCGGGCUCCGGUUCCAUGUCCCGGCCGCUCUCCAGGGGACUGGAGAGAAGGGCACAUCCUUCCAGCAGGGCCAACGUCCGCACCAAGCUGGGGGCCGACUUCCUUUCGGUCGGGCCUACCUCCGCUCCAGCCAGCACGUUCCCACAACCCAUGAGCACAUCAAUGGUUGAGCCGUGAGAUGG
This is a messenger RNA of Scleropages formosus (Asian bonytongue), 3588 nucleotides long. It is a transcript of the gene adcy1a, whose product is annotated as adenylate cyclase 1a. The record is from RefSeq and is a predicted model, not a curated record. The transcript is spliced from 20 exons. NCBI's taxonomy places the organism in Eukaryota, Metazoa, Chordata, Actinopteri, Osteoglossiformes, Osteoglossidae. Gene Ontology annotation, molecular function: adenylate cyclase activity. The coding region runs from base 251 to 3583 and encodes 1110 amino acids. Gene Ontology annotation, cellular component: plasma membrane. Gene Ontology annotation, biological process: adenylate cyclase-activating G protein-coupled receptor signaling pathway; intracellular signal transduction; cAMP biosynthetic process.